This is a messenger RNA of Clonostachys rhizophaga, 1725 nucleotides long. Lineage: Eukaryota; Fungi; Ascomycota; Sordariomycetes; Hypocreales; Bionectriaceae. The record is from the annotation of a GenBank genome assembly.
AUGGUAAAGCGACCACUCCAACCUGAUCCCGCUUCAGGUGCAAAGCGACUAACACUGCGGCAGAGAAUCCCAAUCAGGGGUCCCUCCGUCGUCAACGAGAAGACUGGCUCUUCUCAAGCUUCGCCAUUACAUGCGAGCCUCUCAUUACAUCCAGUCUCGGCCAAGGAGGCGCUGAUCGUCAAAGUCACCCCCCCUCAUGAGCCGGUAGAAAAACUCCGCCAAAAUAAAAACUACCAUGUUCCGUGUGACAUCGUACUGGUCAUCGAUGUCUCGGGGAGCAUGGGCGCCCCGGCCGACGUGCCCGGCGAGGUAGAGAGCACUGGGCUUUCGGUUCUUGACCUCACUAAACAUGCAGCCAUGACCAUCAUCGAGACGCUCGACAAAGACGACCGCCUAGGAAUUGUGACAUUCGGCAGCAGAUCUAAGGUUGUGCUGACCCUUACUUCCAUGAAUGAUGAGGGCAAGAAAGGCGCCCGUGAAAGGGUCAGGGAGAUCGAGUCCCGUGACGCCACAAACCUGUGGCAUGGUAUGCUUGACGGUAUCAAGGUUUUGAGACAGGGUACGCCAUCGAGCCGAGUGCCGGCACUCAUGAUCUUGACCGACGGAAAGCCCAACCACAUGUGUCCCGAGCAGGGUUAUAUCCCCAAGCUUCGUUCUAUGGAGUCCUUGCCCGGUUCUGUUCAUACAUUCGGAUUUGGCUACAACCUUGAAUCUGGUCUCCUCAAAGCCAUCGCUGAGUUUGGAGGCGGCAACUACGCCUUCAUUCCAGAUGCUGGUAUGAUCGGAACCGUCUUUGUUCACGCUAUCGCCAACCUACAGUCGACUUUUGCAACGAAGGCUGUUCUCACUCUGUCUUAUCAAGAGCCAUUGUCACUUGAGGAGAUCAGGGGUGACUAUAUCGGGAGACACGCACCAAAGUCUGACGGCCCAGAGAGCACACUUACUUUGGAAUUGGGUAACCUGCAAUAUGGCCAGACACGAGACAUCUACAUCUCGGCGAAGGGUAUAGGAGAAGACCCCUUUGAUGAAAAGGGAGUGACUAGCGUGACGGCCCGUCUGAACUAUUUCCCAAGCGGAGGCAAGCCAAUGGGGUCCGCCGAUGCAACAUGCAGCAUGCUGGCAGAUGCCGAGCUCUCACCGAACGAGAUCGCAUACCACGAGUCGAGGACGCUGAUAUCCUGGUUUCUCGCAUCCAUCUUCCCCGCCAAUGUCAAGGAAGUCUACCAAGCACUCAAGCACGAGCAACUCAAGGCCAAGGUGGCUGAGCUUCCCGAGCUGAUCAAGGAACUUCCAGCCCAGAAAUUCGACGACGAGCUGAACAAGUCUCUCGUCGAGGACCUCGCAGGAGAAGAGCCCAGAGGCCAAAUAUCCAUCGCUCUCCGCACCCCAGAGUAUUUCCGCAAAUGGGGCAUACACUACCUCCCCUCCAUCCACAACGCCCACACCAGGCAGAUCUGCAACUCCUUCAAAGACUCUGGCCCCCAGAAGUACGGCAACGAUAGCCCGCUCUUCAUCGCUUGCCGUCAGCGCCUCGACAAUGCCUUUGAUCAACUCCCCGCCCCCGAGCCAUCAGCUCCACACCUCCGCUAUGCGGCAUCCUCAAGCCCCCCGACCUCCAACCACCACCCCUUCUCGAACCAGCCCUUCUCCAUGUCCCGCUACCACAACCCGGCGGGCAGCUGCUUCGCCGGCUCCACCCCCGUGGAGCUCGCGUCCGGCCGCCGC